This is a messenger RNA of Funneliformis mosseae, 1329 nucleotides long. The record is from the annotation of a GenBank genome assembly. NCBI's taxonomy places the organism in Eukaryota, Fungi, Glomeromycota, Glomeromycetes, Glomerales, Glomeraceae.
AUGUCUUCUCCAAAUUGCCCCGAAUUACUUGCUCAUUGGUUUCAUGCGAUUGAUGUACCAUUGAGAGAUCCAAACAAAGACAAAAAAUUUCAAACCGGCACGUCAUCAUCAUCGAUUAACACUACUACAUCAUCCUCCUCUUCGACCAACACUCUACAUAAUCUCUCAUUAUCCAAUUCCAACAAAUCUUAUACUUCUAAACAACCAACUAUUUGGAAAGCUUUUUCCAAACGUGAUUCUAACGCUCUCGAAGCUGUCUUCAAAGCUGGAAAACCUGGAGCGAAGGUUCCAUGUAAUGAAGAUUAUCUAUUCGAAGUAGAUAUUGACAAUCGCGAGAUUAGCCCUGUAUUUUGGCCAGGUGCUACAUAUGAAGUUGUACGUGCCACUUGGUUUUAUCUAAGUGACGGAAAAUUUCUUCCCUGUGAUGAAAAUUUGGCUGCUCAAAUUGAAGAUGGAUACAGGAAACAUCAAGCGUGGAUUCCACGACCUGAAUUGGAGUCAACUGAUCAAACUAAUAAUGGGUCCGAACAAAUUCAAGAAAAAAGUUGGCCAUUACUUGGAAAAUAUCUUUCUCAGUAUGUGGUCUAUACGAAUCCUACAACUGCUUGGUUAUUACACGAUGAUAUGACUGGAAAACUAACAAAAACUUUUUUUGCCAAACUCACUAAUGGAGUUCAUCUGGGAGGAACUCGCCUUAUCCGAGGUUAUAAUGAAACUAAAAGAUUAUUAUCGAAAAAAUCAUCUGAGGAUGAGGAGAAGAAAUUUAAGGGUGAAUUGGACAACCUUUCUUCCGCAGGCAGUGUUCCGAGAGAAGUUAAACUGGAAAUAGUUGAAAGUGAAGAUUAUAAUAAUGACGAAGAAGAAGAGAGAGUCAUUGAUCAUCUUAUUUUGGUAAUUCACGGAAUCGGUCAAAAGCUUAGCGAGAAAAUGGAAUCUAUUAAUUUUGUACAUGACGUCAACAUGUUAAGGAAAACUAUUAAAACCACAUACUCUACAACACUUGGUCCUGAAACUGCUUAUAAAAACAUUUCUAAAAAUAAAUCAGAAUUUAACUCAGAUCGCCGCAAUUCUGGUAAUUCUGAGAAAAGCAAUCAUAAAUUCGGAAAUGGUGUACAAGUUUUGCCUAUUCAAUGGAGGCAAGAAAUAAAGUUUGGAAUGGCGUCUGAAGAUGAGAACGUUCAAAGAGAUUUAGGCAUGCCUAAUGCUGAAGAAGGUCAAACUACUUUGGAAGAAAUUACUUUGGAGGGUGUACCAACAUUAAGAAUGUUGAUUUCUGACGUUUUAAUGGAUGGUAAAAUGAAUCCUUUUAUGAUCAAAGAUUUCACUUGA